AUGGCAGAUCAUCAACCUUCAGAUGAGGUCCUCCCCCCUGGCAGCUCUGAACCUGGGAUCAAUGGCUGUGCUCCUUCACCAAACGUAGAGCUCCAGGCAGAGGAGCAGAGAAUCCAUGAUGAGGUGGAGGAGGAGAAAGAAGGAGGAGCAGACAGAGAGAUGACCAAACCCAGACCUCCUCUGCUUAACCUCCGUAGAGAUGUGAAUGGCGGAGGUCACCGGCGAAUAGGAAAUCAGAACCUGGGGGCCAAUCAUCCCAUGUCUCCUGCUGCAGCUGCCACAUGUUCCACUGCUGGCACCUCUGUGUCCGGUAAAAGGAUGCAGCUGUUGUCCAAUGAGGCGAGGAGAGAGAUGGCGAAGCAGGCCAGAGCCGUGAAGGAGGAGAGACGAGCGACUCUGGAUGCCCGGCACAAAUAUCUGAUCAACAGGUUGGUGGACGCUGGGACACUCGGGGAGCCGGAGGUGGAAGACGCCCUCCUCUCUGAUGACAAGUUUAGCUUGAUUGAUGACUUCUUUGCUGCAAAUGGAUCCAGGAAGCUGAUAUUCUUCUACCAGAGUUUGAAACAGAAUCCUUACUCCAGUCAUGCCUCAGCUGUGAAUGUAGCGCCCUCUGCUGUGGCUCAGAGGAAACUCUUCAUAACUACAGGCAGUUCUGAGCCUUUACUGGGGAAGUGUCUGUUCUUCCUGAGGACCACCGACAAGGCGAUAACCACGGCUAACAUACAGCAGGAGGUGAACUUUGGCUCGUUGGACUGCAGUGACGGCAGCUUCCUGAACAGUCUGGAAGCUCUGCUGUCUCACGUCAUGUUACCGGCCCUCCGAUCACAGCAGACGUGGGGCUCUGUGCAGGAGGGCACGUCCUGUCCAGACGUCCAGUCCUUCCUGUCUUCAGUGGACAAGUUCAUCAAUAAUCUGAGCUCGACCAGAGUCAGCAUGCAGAGAAAGUUCACGCUGCUGCAGGUCGACCUUCCUGAUGCCAUCAAUCAGCUGAGCAGCCCUGCAGACUACACAGCAGCAGCGAAUAACAGAGAGCUGGUGGAGCGUUUGGAGGGCGUGGUGUCAGUGUGGACCAAUCAGAUCAAGCAGGUGCUUACGGAAAGCGAGCAGAUAAGAAAAGAGGCCGACGACGUGGGGCCGUCAGCUGAGCUGGAGCACUGGAAGAGACGCAUGGUCACCUUUAACAGUCUGACUGAGGAGGUGAAGCGUCUCCAGGUGAAAAGGACUCUGGGAGUUCUGCAGGUCACCAGGUCUCGAACUCUACAAUCCUGGAAAGAACUGGACGGGGAGAUCACUGUUGUUGCUAACGAAGCCAAGGACAACGUGAAGUAUCUGCAGACUCUGGACAAGUUUUUGGGACCUCUGGGGAAAUGCACUCCGACCAGUAUCCUAGAGCACAUCCCUGGACUAAUGACCAGCAUCAGGAUGAUCCACACCGUGUCUCAGUACUACAACACCUCAGAGAGGAUGACCUCUCUGCUGCUCAAGGUCACCAACCAGAUGAUCAGCUCCUGCAGGAGCUACCUGUUGCAGGGUGCAGCUCGGAUCUGGGACCACGGCAGGCCCGCGCUGAUGCAGCGUAUCUCAGACUGUUGUAAGCUGAAUGAGGAGUAUCAGAGAAGCUUCCAGAGCAUCAGAGACAAACUGAGAGAAAAUCCUGAAAACAGACAGUUUGACUUCAGUGAGAACUACAUCUUUGGAAAGUUUGACGCGUUCUGCAGGCGUCUGGAGAAAAUAGCUGACAUGGCGACCACGCUUGAGAGCCUGGCUGCUCUGAAAAGCAUGAAGGUGGAGGGCAUCGAGAAGAUUUAUGUUCGCUAUCAGACCGUCGUCUCAACAACAAAGUCCAAGACAUACGACAUCCUGGACCCCCGCAAGCUGGAGUUCGACAGUGACUAUGCAGACUUCCAGCUCCAGGUUCAGGGUUUGUUCCAGUCUCUUCAGUCUCUGCUGGACGGUUGGUUCCAACAAUCUCUCACUACGGAGCGAAUGCUGCAGCUACUUGCAGUGUUCGAGUCCGGUCCAACAGCUGGUCUGGACCUGAAGAAGCACUACCUGCUGCUGCUGCAGCGCUACAGCAAAGAGCUGGAGCUUCUGAGGAAGACCUACCAGAGACAGAGGGAGAGCCCGCCCAUCGGACGCAACCUGCCCCCGGUGACGGGCAGGAUCAUGUGGUGUCGACAACUUUUCAGGAAGAUUGAAGCUCCCAUGUUGAUCCUGAAGAAUAAGCUCGACAUCCUCAAGGGUCCAGACCUGACUAAGGUGAUCCGGAGCUACAACAAAAUGGCCGUGGUGCUGCUGCAGUACGAGUUGCUGCACCUGCAGGGCUGGAGUCAGGCUGCAGAGGGCGCACCACACUGCCUGAGCGCCGCCCUGCUGGUCAGAAAUGACAACAACCAGGUUUUUGUGAACCUCGACCCUGGGGUUCUGGAGAUGCUGCAGGAGGCCCGAUGGAUGACCAAGCUGGGAGUUCCUGUGCCAAAGGUUGUCCAGAAAAUGAUCUCAAGAGAAGAACAUGUCAAAGCUCUGCACACAAGGCUGCUGGAUUUGAUCCAGGACUACAGCUCGUUGGUUGCAAAGAUACCGCCUUCACUCCUCCCUCUGAUGCAGCCCUUCAUUGGCCGGGUGGAGGCGUCUCUCUCUCCUGGACUCACCGCACUCUCCUGGACCGCUCUGAACACCGACUUAUUCAUACAGGGUGUGUAUGAGGCUCUGAAGGAUCUGGAUCAGGUGUCUAAAGCUGCAGCAGACCUGUUGGAGUGUCGUAUUGGUCAGCUGCUUCAGUCCAUGUCGUCCAGCUGUCUGCUGGUCCUGCCUGAAGACUCACCUGUCUCACCUGAGGACCUCCUGCUGCAGACAGACAGCUCAGUCCGAGCUGCUGCCGUCACCCUGAACUGGCAGAGUCAGCAGGUGGAGAGGUACGUCUUUGAGCUGAUUGACGAGUUGAAGAGGAAGAUGAAGACGUCAGAGACGAUUAAUCUGGAGGGGUCUUUCCAGUGCCUCCAUCCGGACUUCAAACAGAAGACUCGCUGUCAGUCGUGUCUUCCUUGUCGAUUCUACAACCUGAUUGGUCAGCUCUGUCACCGCAACACUGAAGCCCUCGUUAAAGCCACCAAAUCCUCUCUGGACGCCCUGAGGAGGAGACUUCAUGUCCCCAAGGUCCAGCCUCCCUCCUCCUACAGCAGCCAAUCAGCGGCCCCUCCUCUCUUCAGAGCCUCUAUGCAGCUCGCCAUCCCAAACAUCGUCCUCAGACCCAGUCUGGACGACAUCCAGAGCUCUGUGAACAGGCUGGUAAACAUUGUGUUGUCUGUGACUAAAGACAUCCCUCUGUGGACUUUUGCUCACCUGCAGUUCAAACAGCAGCAGGUGGAGCAGGCGGCGCUCCGGGAUUCGGGAGACGACAUCCCGUUGAAGCCGCCGGUGCUGAGGCCUCUGGACCGACAGCUGGUCGAACACAAAGACAUCAACAAGUCUAUGAUGCAGCUCGGCUCCAUCGUGUCGACGCUCAGAGCUCAGGCUGCAGAGACUCUGACUGAACUCUCCCACUUCUCUACUUUGUGGAACCAGGAUCCGGAGGAGCAGGUUCAGGCCUUCCUGCAGUCUGAUCCCUCGCUCACCGAGUUCAACUCUCAGAUCUCCUUCUACUCCAAGCUGGAGGUGCAGAUCUCAGAGCUCCCAGCGUUUUUCACGGUGGGUUCGGUUCUCUUCGACACCGAGCAGCUGAGACUGUCGCUCACUCAGGAGUGUCGGCUGUGGAAACGGGCCUUCGGCACCGCACUCAACCGCAGGGCGUCCACCAACAUGGACGACGUCUUCUCAUUCGUCGACGCGCUGACCAAGAGGCUUCAGCGUCCAAUCACAGACCUGGAGGAUGUGCGGGGAGCCAUGGCAGCACUCAGAGAGGUUCGGGAGGCAGAGGUUCGCAUUGACGCCACCAUCGGUCCGGUGGAGGAAUCCUUCGCUCUGCUCACCAAACACGAGCUGCUCUUCAGUGACGGGAACUCAGAGCGCGUGGAUGUCCUGACGUACGCCUGGAAGAACCUCAACAGCCUGGUGGAUCAGAACCAGAACACUCUCAUGAGGAUCCAGCCCAGCAUGAAGGCGGACCUGCUCUCCGCGGUGCAGAGCUUCCAGAUCCACGUUCAGAGCUUCUGCAGCGAGUACAACCACAGGGGUCCUGGGAUGGAGGGCGUGGCUCCUGCUGAAGCCAGCGAGCGGCUACAGAGCUUCCAGGCGGAGUUUGAUCAGCUGUGGAGGGAGUACACCACCUACAGUGGAGGAGAGGAGCUGUUUGGACUGCCGGUUAACGAGUACCCCGAGCUGCAGAGAAUCAGGAGGGAGCUGUCUCUGCUGUCCAAACUCUACUCUCUGUAUAACUCCGUCAUCGACAGCGUGGCCGGAUACCAUGACAUCCUGUGGGCGGAGCUUAACAUCGAGAAGAUCAACACUGAGCUGCAGGACUUCCAGAACAGGAUCCGGAAGCUUCCAAAGGCGUUGAAGGAUUGGCCGGCUUUCAGAGAUCUAAAGAAAACCAUCGAUGACUUCACGGAGAGCUGCCCGCUGCUCUACAUGAUGGCCAACAAGGCCAUGCUGCCUCGACACUGGACUCGCCUCAGUGAGUUGACUGGUCACAGCUUUCAGGUGGAAUCAGAGAGUUUGGCCCUCAAAAACAUCAUGGAGGCCCCGCUGCUGAAAUACAAAGAGGACAUUGAGGAUGUGUGUAUCAGCGCGGUGAAGGAGCGGGACAUCGAGGCCAAGCUGAAGGACGUUGUAGCCGAGUGGAGCAGCCACGCGCUCGCCUUCGCCCCCUUCAGGACCAGGGGAGAACUGCUGCUGAAAGGAGCCGACACAGCUGAGAAAAUGACCAUGAUGGAGGACAGUCUGAUGGUGCUGGCGUCGCUGCUGAGCAACAGAUACAACGCUCCCUUCAAGCCGUCCAUCCAGCUGUGGGUCCAGAAACUCUCCAACACCUCCGAGAUCAUCGAGAAGUGGCUGUCCGUACAAAACCUCUGGAUCUACCUGGAGGCGGUGUUUGUGGGCGGUGACAUCGCUAAGCAGCUUCCUCAGGAGGCCAAGCGUUUCCAGAACAUUGACAAGUCGUGGCAGAGGAUCAUGCAGCGAGCACACGAGCUCCCGAAUGUGGUGCAGUGCUGCGUGGGGGAUGAGACACUCAGCCAGUUGCUCCCUCACCUCCUCGAGCAGUUGGAGCACUGUCAGAAGUCUCUGUCUGGUUACCUGGAGAAGAAACGAUUGGUGUUUCCUCGUUUUUUCUUUGUGUCUGAUCCCGCCCUGCUGGAGAUCCUAGGACAAGCCUCUGACUCGCACACGAUACAGGCUCAUCUGCUCAGUCUGUUUGACAACGUCAACAGAGUGGUUUUCAACGACAAAAUCUACGACCAGAUCGUCAGCUUUCAGUCUCAAGAGGGAGAAACCGUGGACCUGAGCCAGCCUGUCCAGGCUCAGGGGAACGUGGAGGAGUGGUUGGGACAGUUGCUGCUCUGGGUGAGGCAGACGCUCCAUGCUAUCAUUCGUCAGGCUUACCUGGCCAUCAGCGACCCGGCCCUGAAGCUGCUGGAGUUCCAGUCUGCGUUUCCAGCUCAGGUCGGCCUGCUGGGAAUCCAGAUGAUCUGGACCAAAGACGCAGAGGAUGCACUCGUCCUCAGCAAGUCGGACAAGAAGAUCAUGCAAACAACCAAUCAGAAGUUCCUGGAUAUCCUCAACGAGCUCAUCGACAUGACGACCAGGGAGCUGAGCAAGAACGAGAGGACUAAAUAUGAGACGCUCAUCACCAUCCACGUCCACCAGAGGGACAUCUUUGACGAGCUGGUGCGCCUGAACGUGCGAUCCGCGGCGGACUUUGAGUGGCAGAAACAGUCGAGGUUUUACUUCUUGGAGGAGACGGACAGGUGUAUCAUCCAAAUCACAGACGUUGAGUUCAGCUACUGCAACGAAUACCUCGGCUGUACGGACAGACUGGUCAUCACCCCGCUGACCGACAGGUGUUACAUCACUCUGUCUCAGGCUCUGGGCAUGAGUAUGGGCGGAGCUCCGGCUGGUCCAGCAGGAACAGGAAAGACAGAGACCACUAAAGACAUGGGCCGCUGUCUGGGGAAGUAUGUGGUGGUUUUUAACUGUUCCGACCAGAUGGACUACAGAGGACUGGGACGCAUAUACAAAGGGCUGGCCCAGUCCGGAGCCUGGGGCUGCUUUGAUGAGUUUAACCGCAUCGAACUGCCGGUUCUGUCCGUCGCCGCCCAGCAGAUCUACAUCGUCCUGCAGUGUAAGAAGAACAAGAAGAAACAGUUUGUGUUCACAGACGGAGACCUGGUUGAUAUGGACCCUGAGUUUGGCAUCUUCCUCACCAUGAACCCAGGUUACGCAGGUCGCCAGGAGCUGCCCGAGAACCUGAAGAUUCAGUUUCGGACUGUAGCCAUGAUGGUGCCGGACCGAGCAAUCAUCAUGAGGGUCAAACUGGCCAGUGCAGGUUUCCGUGACAACCAGGUCCUCAGCAGGAAGUUCUACACCCUCUACAAGCUGUGUGAGGAGCAGCUCUCCAAACAGGUCCAUUAUGAUUUUGGUCUGAGGAACAUUUUGUCCGUUUUGAGGACGCUGGGAGCUGUGAAGAGAUCCAACCCAUCAGAACCGGAGAAGACGGUGGUGAUGAGGGUCCUGAGAGACAUGAACCUCUCCAAACUGGUCGAUGAGGAUGAGCCUCUGUUCAUGAGUCUGAUCAAUGAUCUCUUCCCUGGUAUUGUUCUUGAUAAAGCUGGUUAUCCCGACCUGGAGUCGUCUAUCUUCAGUCAGGCUCAGCAGGCCGGGCUGAUCCCUCAUCCCCCCUGGAUCCUCAAACUGGUUCAGCUGUACGAGACGCAGAGAGUCCGACACGGUAUGAUGACGUUGGGUCCCAGCGGUGCGGGGAAGACGGCGUGUAUCCACACGCUGAUGAAGGCCAUGUCAGAGUGCGGCUCCCCCCACCGCGAGAUGAGGAUGAACCCCAAAGCGAUCACGGCCUCGCAGAUGUUCGGCACGCUGGACGUGACCACCAACGACUGGACCGACGGCAUCUUUUCUACUCUGUGGAGGAAGACUCUGAAGGCCAAGAAGGGGGAAUACGUCUGGAUCGUGCUGGACGGGCCAGUUGAUGCCAUCUGGAUCGAGAACCUGAACUCAGUUCUGGACGACAACAAAACUCUGACGCUGGCGAACGGAGACCGAAUCCCCAUGGCCCCCUGCUGCAAGAUUGUUUUUGAGCCCCACAACAUCGACAACGCCUCCCCGGCCACCGUGUCCAGGAACGGGAUGGUGUUCAUGAGCUCGUCGGUGCUCGGCUGGAGCCCCAUCCUGCAGGCUUGGUUGCAGACGCUCCCUGGACCACAGGCCGACGCCCUGAAACUCUGCUUCAGCUGCUGCUACCAGGGAAGGACCAUGAAAACUCAGACUGACCUACUGGACUUUGUCUCAACAUCUGUAUCUCCUAAGAUGCAGGUGUUGGAGUGUAUGUACAUCAGACAGACUAUUGACCUGCUGCAGGGGUUGCUUCCUACAGAGGAGAAACAGGGUUGCCAUGGUGACGUUGGGCGACUGUUUGUGUUUGCGGUGAUGUGGUCUCUGGGAGCGGUACUGGAGCUGGAAGACAGAGCCAAGAUGGAGGCUUUCCUAAAGCAUCUGGGCUCUUCUCUGGACCUGCCGCAGACUCAGGACGAUCAGACCAUCUUUGAGUUCACCGUCAACGAGCAGGGACAAUGGGAGCACUGGUCCAACAAGGUCCCUGACUACGUUUACCCCAAGGACCACGUCCCGGACUACUCGUCCAUCCUGGUUCCCAACGUGGACAACGUGAGGACGGACUUCCUGAUGCAGACCAUCGUGAAGCAGAGGAAGGCCGUGCUGCUGAUUGGAGAACAGGGAACCGCCAAGACCGUCAUGAUCAAAGGCUACACUAGUAAGCUCGACCCUGAGCGCCACCUCAGUAAGACGAUGAACUUCUCGUCGGCCACGCUGCCCAGCAUGUUCCAGCGAACCAUCGAGAGCUACAUCGAUAAACGGAUGGGCGCCACCUACGGGCCACCGGCCGGGCGCAGGAUGACCGUCUUCAUCGAUGACAUCAACAUGCCCGUCAUCAACGAAUGGGGUGAUCAGAUAACCAAUGAGAUUGUGCGUCAGCUGAUGGAGCAGGGAGGUUUCUACAGUUUGGAUCGUCCAGGAGAAUUCAUCACUGUGGUGGAUGUUCAGCUGGUGGCAGCCAUGAUCCACCCGGGUGGCGGGCGGAACGACAUCCCUCAGCGUCUAAAGAGGCAGUUCUCCAUCUUUAACUGCACGCUGCCCUCUAACUCCUCCAUCGAUAAGAUCUUCAGCACCGUGGCUCAGGGAUACUUUUGCCCUGAGAGAGGCUUUGUCGCCGCUGUCUGCGAGUUCGCCGCUGCCCUCGUACCCACCACCAGACGGGUGUGGCAGGCUGUGAAGGCCAAGAUGUUACCGUCUCCUGCUAAAUUUCACUACAUCUUCAACCUGAGGGACCUCAGCAGAAUCUGGCAGGGGAUCCUGACAGUGAAGUCUGAGGUGUGUCAGAGCUCAGAGCUCCUCUCGGCUCUGUUUCAUCAUGAAUGCUGCAGAGUGAUCGCUGACAGAUUCAUUGACGGCAGCGACAGACAUACUUUUAACGGCAUCAUGGAGAAGAUCACAGUGGAGGAUCAUGGGAGAGCUGUGAUUGAGCAUGCUCAGUGGAACAGUUGCUUUGUAGACUUCAUGCGUGAAGCUCCAGAGGCGACAGGAGACGAGCCUGAAGAUGUUGAGCUUGAAGCUCCAAAGGUGUAUGAGCCAAUCCCAUCCCUGGACUCUCUGGAAAAGCGACUGUGUGUUUUCCAGCAGCAGUACAACGAGGCGGUGAGGGGCGGAGCCAUGGACCUGGUCUUCUUCAAGGACGCGAUGACCCACCUGAUUCGGAUCUCUCGGAUCCUGCGCACGCCUCAGGGGAACGCCCUGCUGGUUGGGGUCGGGGGGUCGGGUAAGCAGAGUCUGACGAGGCUGGCAUCGUUCAUCGCCGGGUAUCAAACAUUCCAGAUCACACUUACCAGGUCGUACAGCAGCAGUAACCUGCUGGAGGAUCUGAAGGCUCUGUAUCGUAUCGCUGGUCAGCAGGGUCGAGGAGUCACGUUCCUCUUUACUGACAACGACAUAAAAGACGAAGCCUUCCUCGAAUACAUGAACAACGUCCUGGCGAGUGGAGAAGUUUCUAACCUGUUUGCUCGUGACGAGCUCGAUGACAUCACUCAGGAUCUGAUUCCUGUCAUGAAGCGACAUCACCCGCGCCGACCUCCGACCUCUGAGAACCUCUACGACUUCUUCCUGUCCCGAGUGCGGAGCAACCUCCACGUCGUCCUCUGCUUCUCGCCUGUCGGGGAAAAGUUUCGGAACCGAGCCUUAAAGUUCCCAGGUCUGAUUUCAGGCUGCACUGUGGACUGGUUCCAGCGCUGGCCUCGGGACGCCCUGGUGGCCGUAUCGAAUCACUUCCUGUCUAAUUACCAGGACCUCCGCUGCUCGGAUGGUGUAAAGCAGAGUGUGGUGGUUACCAUGGGAACCUUCCAGGACCUGGUGGCGGAGAAAUGUGCCGAGUAUUUCGAGCGUUUCAGGCGUCAAACAUUUGUGACGCCAAAAUCCUACCUGUCCUUCAUCGACAGCUACAAGGUCAUCUACGCCGAGAAGAUCGCUCACGUCGGCACGCUCGCUGAGCGCAUGAAGACGGGUCUGUGUAAGCUGAUGGAGGCUGAGCAGUCCGUGUCUCAGCUCUCUGAGGAGCUGGUGCUGAAGGAGCAGGAGCUCGCCGUCGCCUCUAGGAGGGCAGAUGAAGUCCUGCAGGAGGUCACAGCCAAAGCUCAGGCUGCUGAAAAGGUUAAGCAGCAGGUGCAGAAGGUGAAGGAUAAAGCUCAGCUCAUCGUCGACGAGAUUGAAGCUGACAAAUCAGCAGCAGAGACCAAACUGGAAGCUGCAAAACCUGCGUUGGAGGCUGCUGAGGCUGCACUACAGACGAUUAAACCAGCGGACAUCGCCACCGUGAGGAAGCUGCAGAAGCCCCCUCACCUCAUCAUGAGGAUCAUGGACGCUGUGCUGCUGCUGUUCCAGAGGAAGAUCGACGUGACGACUCCUGACCCUGAGAGAGCUUGUCCCAAACCUUCAUGGGCCGAGGCCAUGAAGCUGAUGCAGAACUCGGCCUUCCUCAGCAUGCUGCUCAACUUCAGCAAGGACUCCAUCACAGAGGAGGUGGUGGAGCUGAUCGCUCCGUACCUGGACAUGGACGACUACAACCUAGAGUCAGCCAAGAGGACCUGCGGCAACGUGGCGGGACUCUGCUCCUGGACUCAGGCCAUGGCUGACUUCUUCUCCAUCAACAAGGAGGUGCUGCCGCUGAAGGCUAACCUGGCCCUGCAGGAGGCUCGCCUGGUGGUCGCUCAGACUGAACUGGCUCAAGCUCAGGAGCAGCUGGACGCUAAGCAGCAGGAGCUGGACGCCGUGCAGGCGCUCUACGACGCCGCCAUGAAGGAGAAGCAGGACCUGGAGGAUGACGCCCAGGCCUGCCGCCGCAAGAUGGGCAACGCUACGGCUCUGAUCGACGGGCUGGGAGGCGAGAAGGUGCGUUGGACUGACAGCAGCGCCGGCUUUCAGACCCAGAUCUCACACCUGGUGGGGGACGUCCUCCUGUCUGCAGGCUUCCUGUCCUAUGCCGGGCCUUUUAACCAGGAGUACCGCAGCCUGCUGCUGGAGCAGUGGAAGAGAGAGAUGGAGGAGCAGCUGAUCCCCUUCAGUCCUGACCUGAACGUGAUUGGCCUGCUGGUGGACAACGCCACAGUGAGCGAGUGGAACCUGCAGGGUUUGCCCAGUGACGACCUGUCCAUCCAGAACGGCAUCGUGGUGACGAAGGCGUCCCGCUACCCGCUGCUGAUAGACCCCCAGGGCCAGGGCAAGACCUGGAUCCAGAACAAAGAGAGAGACCAGCAGCUGCAGAUGACGUCUCUGAACCAUAAAUAUUUCCGAUCACACCUGGAGGACAGUCUGUCUCUGGGGCGCCCCCUGCUGUUAGAGGACGUAGGAGAGGAACUGGACCCCGUCCUGGACAACAUACUGGACAAAAACUACAUCAAGUCUGGAUCGACGUAUAAAGUAAAGGUGGGAGAUAAGGAGGUGGAUGUGAUGAAGGGUUUCACUCUCUACAUCACUACCAAGCUGGCCAACCCGGCGUACAGCCCCGAGGUCAGCGCCAGGACGGCCGUGGUCGACUUCACCGUCACUCAGCGCGGCCUGGAGGACCAGCUGCUGGGCCGAGUCAUACUGCUGGAGAAACAGGAGCUGGAGGCAGAGCGAGUGCAGCUCCUAGAGGAGGUGACGUCCAACAAGAGGAAGAUGCAGGAGCUGGAGGACAGUCUGCUGUUCAGGCUGACCAGCACACAGGGCUCUCUGGUGGAGGACGAGUCUCUGAUCGAGGUUCUGAGGGUCACAAAGAGAACGGCCCAGGAGGUGAGUGAGAAGCUGUCUGUUGCCGCCGAGACAGAGGUGAAGAUCAACCAAGCCAGGGAGGAGUACCGGCCGGUGGCCACAAGGGGGAGCAUCCUCUACUUCCUGAUCGUGGAGAUGUCACUGGUUAACGUCAUGUACCAGACGUCUCUGCGGCAGUUCCUGGGGCUCUUUGACUCGUCCAUGCGGCACUCGGCCAAAUCACAAGUCACCUCCAAACGCAUCAGCAACAUCGUCAGCUUUCUCACGUACCAGGUGUUCUGUUACACAGCCAGGAGUCUGUACGAGGAACACAAACUGCUCUUCACUCUGCUGCUAGCUCUGAAGAUCGACCUGCAGGCCAGAAACAUCUCGCACCCUGAGGUGCUCACCUUCGUCAAAGGCGGAGCUUCUCUGGACCUGAACUCUGUAGAAACCAAACCUCGCCGCUGGAUCCUGGAUCAGACUUGGCUCAAUCUGGUGCAGCUGUCCAGCCGGCCCCCGUUCACACAGAUCCUGACCCAGGUGAGCCAGAACGAGCGUGCCUGGAGGACCUGGUUUGACCAUCCAACGCCAGAGGAUACCCCACUGCCUGAUGGGUACGAGGAAAAGCUUGACACCUUCCGGAAACUUCUUCUCAUCAGGAGCUGGUGUCCGGACCGAACCACUGCUCAGGCGCGUCACUACAUCUCAGAGUCUCUGGGUCCGCGGUAUGCUGAAGGUUUGGUUCUGGACCUGGACGCCAUGUUAGCAGAGAGCGACAGCAGGACGCCGAUGGUGUGUCUGCUGUCGAUGGGCUCCGACCCGACAGAAAACAUCGAGAGACUCGCCAAGAAUAAGGGAGCGCCAUGUCGCCCCAUUUCUAUGGGGCAGGGUCAAGAGGUCCACGCUCGCAGGCUGUUGGCCAACAGUAUGGUGGACGGCGGCUGGCUCCUCCUCCAGAACUGCCACCUGGGACUGGACUUCCUGGACGAGUUAUUGGAGACGGUCACCGCGGCAACGGCAGAAAGCGUGCACAAAGGUUUCAGGGUGUGGCUGACGACUGACGUUCACCCAAGAUUCCCCAUCACCUUCCUCCAGUCCUCCAUCAAGUUCACCAAUGAACCUCCUCUGGGGAUGAAGGCUGGUCUGAAGAGGACGUUUAACGGCGUCACUCAGGAUCAGUUAGACAUCAGCAACCUGCCUCAGUGGAAGCCUCUGCUGUUCGCUCUGGCCUUCUUACACACCACUGUGCAGGAGCGACGAAAGUUCGGUCCUCUCGGCUGGAACAUCCCCUACGAGUUCAACCAGGCCGAUUUCACCUCCAGCAUGCAGUUUGUGCAGAACCACCUGGACGAGCUGGACUCAAAGAGAGGCGUGAACUGGAGCUGCCUGCGCUACAUGCUGGGCGAGGUCCAGUAUGGCGGCCGGGUGACAGACGACUUGGACAAACAUCUCCUCAACACUUUCACCAGUGUGUGGUUCAGCGAGAACACCUUCAGCGACAAGUUCUGCUUCUAUAAAGGCUACACCAUCCCGAGCAUGUCCAAAUCAGUCCAGGACGUCCUGCAGCACAUCGAGGCCCUGCCCCUGGUCGACUCCCCUGAGGUUUUUGGGCUCCACCCCAAUGCUGACAUCACCUACCAGACCAACCUGGCCAAUGAGACGCUCAGCACCAUCAUCAGCAUACAACCCAAAGACAGCGGGGGCGGGCCCGGUGAGACGAGGGAGGCGAGCGUGCAGAGAUUAGCUAAUGAGAUGUUGGAGAAGCUACCACCUGACUACGUACCGCAUGAGGUGAAAGCUCAACUACAGAAGAUGGGUCCCCUUCAGCCAAUGAACAUCUUCCUGCGACAGGAAGUGGACCGCAUGCAGCGUGUCAUCAGCAGUGUACGGAGCACGCUCACUGACCUCAGACUGGCCAUCGACGGUACCAUCAUCAUGUCAGAGGACCUGCGCGAUGCCCUCGACUGCAUGUUCGACGCUCGGAUCCCUCGCCUGUGGCUGCGGCUCAGCUGGCCGUCAGCCACGUUAGGAUUCUGGUUCAGCGAGCUGCUGGAGAGGAACCAGCAGCUUAGCGGCUGGAUCAGCGCUGGCCGGCCAAACCAGUUCUGGCUCACCGGAUUUUUUAACCCCCAGGGUUUUCUGACCGCCAUGCGCCAGGAGACCACACGCUCCAACUUGUCCAGGGGCUGGGCCUUGGAUACUGUCACCCUUAGCAACGAUGUCACCAAGAUGAUGAGAGAGGAUGUGUCUGCUCCGCCCCCAGAGGACGUGGGCGGAGUCUACAUCUACGGCCUCUUUCUGGACGGGGCGGGAUGGGACCGACGCAGUGCCAAACUCACUGAGGCCCCGCCCAAAGUCCUCUUCACUCCCCUCCCCGUCGUCCACGUCUACGCCGUCAGUUCAGCCAACAUGGCCGACAGUAAGCCUCAGCCUGGAGGUGGCGGUGUUGGAGGUGGGGGGGCGAUCAGCCUGUACUUGUGUCCGGUCUAUAAGAAGCCGCGUCGCACCGACCUGAACUUCAUCUUCUCCCUGCAGCUGAGGAGCGUGCAGCCAGUCGAGCACUGGACGCUGCGAGGAGCCGCUCUGCUCUGCGACUGCAAGUGACCAUGUGACCACUUUUAAUGUUAUUGUUACAGCCCAGGGACAAUCAUGCUGUCGAAAAGUAGAAUCUAAAGGACCAAUGAGGUUCAAUUUACUUCCACAUUGAACUAUUUAUGAGCAAAGCACAUAUUUUAUACGUUCCCAGUGAAAAUUCAACAAAUUUCAAUUAAUUUAUAUAAAAUAAAAGGAAACAUUAAUGUAGCGGAUAAAUUGUUUUUACAUAUUUAAACAUUUUUCUUUACUUUCUAAAUGAUUUGUAGAGUCCUAAACAGUCUUAAACAGUCGUCCUGUGAUUUUUGUUCUUUAAUUGUGUAAUGAUUUCUCUGUCACAAUCAGCUCAAACCUACAAUGUAGUAUUUGGGCCGCAUUAAAGGAACCAAAUAUAGAGGA
Labrus mixtus (cuckoo wrasse) is the source of this 14457-nucleotide messenger RNA. RefSeq names its product dynein, axonemal, heavy chain 5 like (gene dnah5l). Gene Ontology annotation, molecular function: minus-end-directed microtubule motor activity; ATP binding; dynein light intermediate chain binding. Gene Ontology annotation, biological process: microtubule-based movement. Lineage: Eukaryota; Metazoa; Chordata; Actinopteri; Labriformes; Labridae. The transcript has 97 exons. The coding region runs from base 1 to 14070 and encodes 4689 amino acids. The record is from RefSeq and is a predicted model, not a curated record. Gene Ontology annotation, cellular component: dynein complex.